This is a messenger RNA of Xyrauchen texanus (razorback sucker), 7120 nucleotides long. It is a transcript of the gene lamb4, whose product is annotated as laminin, beta 4. Gene Ontology annotation, molecular function: extracellular matrix structural constituent. Bases 213 to 5741 code for a protein of 1842 amino acids. Lineage: Eukaryota; Metazoa; Chordata; Actinopteri; Cypriniformes; Catostomidae. Gene Ontology annotation, cellular component: laminin trimer. The transcript is spliced from 36 exons. Gene Ontology annotation, biological process: basement membrane assembly; cell migration; substrate adhesion-dependent cell spreading. The record is from RefSeq and is a predicted model, not a curated record.
UUCAAUGAUAGCCUACUGCGCAGCAACAGUUUCUUUGUGCAUUCGAUUCAGUAAUCGCGUUUGUAAUUUAGUUCGAUUUAAAAUGGACUAAAAAAGAAGAAAACUAACACUGACAAGUAGAAGCGAUUUGGGAUCUUCAUAGCUGUGGACAUAUGGUGGAUCUUUGGUAAAAGUUGUAGCUCUUGCCUCAUUUAGAGCUACAACCACAAUCUAUGUGGCUUCAUAUCUGCAAAGCUCCUAUAGGUCCAGCUAUGCUGAUCCGACUGGAGGCAUCUGCGUUCCUGCUUCUCUUGAUAGUGGCUCCAGUUCACCUCCAAGAAGAAUGUCUGGGGAAUUCAUGCUAUCCUAACCUUGGUGACCUCAUGGUGGGCCGUGCCGCCCAGCUCUCUGCCUCCUCCACUUGUGGCAAAUACAGCCCGCAAAAAUAUUGCAUCCUGGGAUACCUGGAGAAUGAGCGGAAGUGUUUCACCUGUGAUUCCAGAAGACCCUACAAUCUGUACAACAAUCCCAACAGCCAUCGCAUAGAGAACAUCAUCACCACCUUCCAACCUCAGCGCAUGAUGAGCUGGUGGCAGUCUGAGAAUGGUGUUCAUGAAGUCAGCAUUCAGCUGGACCUGGAAACAAUGUUUCAGUUUAGUCAUCUGAUAUUGACGUUCAAGAGUUUCCGGCCUGCUGCCAUGUUGGUGGAGAGGUCAAAAGACUUUGGGCAAACCUGGAAGUUGUUCCGAUACUUUGCUGAAGACUGUGCCAACUCAUUCCCUGGAAUCGCAGAGGGGCCUGCAGAUAGUAUUGAUGACCUUAUCUGUGAUAGUCGUUAUUCUGGAGCAGAGCCUUCCACUGAUGGGGAGGUGGUGUUAAAAGCCUUGGAUCCCAGCUUUGACAUCCAUGAUCCAUACGACCCCACUAUACAAGAGUUGAUUACCUUGACGAACUUGCGGGUAAACUUUACCCGUUUGCUUACUCUGGGCGACACAUUGCUCACACGACGAAGGAGGAACCCACAGGACAAGUACUUUUAUGCCCUUUAUGAGAUGGUGGUCCGGGGGAGCUGCUUCUGCAAUGGCCAUGCCAGUCAGUGCAUCCCAGUGGACAGCACACGUGGAGAUACAUUCAGGGAGCCUGGCAUGGUGCAUGGUAGAUGUGUUUGCCAGCACAACACAGCAGGAUACAACUGUGAACAUUGUCAAGACUUUUACCAUGAUGCCCCCUGGAGGCCAGGUGGAAAAACUGACUCAGAUGUUUGCAGAAGGUGUAACUGUAAUGGCCACUCAGAGAAGUGUCACUUUGAUAUAUCACGCUACCUGGCCACAGGUGGAGUGAGUGGUGGUGUGUGUGAUGACUGCAGGAAUAAACGUAUUGGACCCCAGUGUGAGCUGUGCGAGCCAUAUUACUACCAGGACCCACAGCGCAAUGUGGAGGACCCCAAUGCCUGCAUGCCCUGUGACUGUGAUCCAGAUGGCUCAGUGGACCAAGGAUUUUGUGAUCCAGUGACCAGCCAAUGUUUGUGUAAACAGAACGUGGAAGGAGAGCGUUGUGACAGGUGCAAGUUUGGGUUCUAUGGGCUCAGCCGGGAUGACCCUAGUGGCUGCCAGAUGUGUAGGUGUAACUUCAUGGGCACCGUACAUACAGGCAGCCCUUGUGAUCAGACCACAGGAAGGUGUAUCUGUGAGCAAUUUGCUUAUGGUCCACAAUGUGACCAAUGUUUGCCAGGUUACUGGGGUCUUGGAAACACAGUCUAUGGCUGCUUACAUUGUGACUGUGACAUUGGUGGGGCCCUGAGAACUCUAUGUUCCUCAGAAGAUGGCCAGUGUGAAUGUAGGCCUAACAUGGUAGGUCACGGAUGUAGUGAGCCGGCCCCUGGAUAUUUCUUGGCUCCUCUUGAUUUCUACAUCUAUGAGGCUGAGAAUGCUGUGCCUCUGGUGGCAAUUUCUCCAUAUAUUCAGGUCCCUCCAUCAGAGUAUCCCCUAGAACAGAAAACUGAACAACCAACCAAGCUCCCUCUAUGCCCCCUUGCAGCAAAACCCUCCCCAACACCUUAUUACACCACUGAACCCCCUACAGUGAAACCUUCUCCAACCCCAUACAAUACCCAUGUCAGCCUACCCAUCUGUGAGCAUUACUUCAGACAGAGGGGUUAUGACUUCAAGUUAAGCAAUGGGAGGAUUGUGGUGGUCAAGCGUGAGAAAUGGCAAACUCGAAGACGAAGACAAGGCCAGAGGACAAUCCUCUUUGAACCAGAUCCAUCUCUUCAGAUUGUCCCACGAAAGCGUACCCCAAAAGGGUCUGUGACUUGGACUGGACUGGGUUUUGUGCGAGUUCGGGAUGGGACAGGACUCAGAUUUACUGUGGCAGAUAUACCAUCAACCCUUGACUACUACAUAGCUGUCCGCUAUGAACCGGAGUCCACAGAUGACUGGGAAGCUAUUGUGAAUGUAUUAUCUUUUGGAUCAGGAGAUGGACAUUGUCCAAAUGACCCAUCAGACAAAAUGUUUACUCUUCCAGGUUCUAGAAGGGUAGCCACUCUGAAUUCUCCAGUGUGUCUCAGCUAUGGUGAUCAAUACCACGUGGACGUCACUUUUAGGAAGCAGCCUAAUGCCGAUCCCCAGUCCAGCUCAUACAUUCUUAUUGACUCAGUUGGCCUGAUUCCCAAAGUGGAUUCCCUCCCAAACUUUUGCUCAAAGUCAACCCUAACUCAGUUUCAACAAUACCGCUGUGUUAAGUUGGGAACACAGGUAGGGGAGGACACACUUCCUGAAGUAUGUGAGAAGCUUAUUGGAAGUAUUUCUGCCAUAAUCCACAAUGGAGCAGUGUCUUGUAACUGCCAUUUUGUUGGAGCAUAUGACUCAUCCUGCAGUAAAUUCACUGGACAGUGUGAAUGCAAACCCAAUGUUAUUGGCCGCUGCUGUGAUUCCUGUGCCCCUUUGACAUAUGGGCUUGGACCCAACGGCUGCUCACCAUGUGACUGUAAUCCAUCUGGCUCUACUGCUGAGCUGUGUGACCAGAGAACCGGUCAGUGCAUGUGUCGAGAUGGGGUAACUGGCCGCCGAUGUGAUAAAUGUUACCCUGGUUACUAUGGGUUUCCCCUGUGCAGACUUUGCCAAUGCAACAGGCUGGCUGACAUCUGUGACCCCAUCACUGGAGUCUGUCUGGACUGCAGGGAACACUCCACAGGACACAACUGUGAAAAGUGUAAAGAUGGAUAUGUUGGUGAACCUGUUUCUGGGCAGCCAUGUGAGCCAUGCUUAUGUCCAGAUUUGAAAGAAAGUGGACGUUUCUUUGCAAUUACCUGCAACAAAGAUGCAAAAUCUAUAGCCCCAUACUGUGAAUGCCUGCCUGGACACAAAGGCCCACUCUGUGACACAUGCGCUACAGGUUACUUCGGUGACCUGAGGUUGCCUGGUGUCCGAUGUGAGGAGUGUUACUGCAACAAUAACAUUGAUCCUCGUGAUGGUGAUGCAUGCAAUGCUGUAACUGGCGAGUGUUUGCGCUGCUUACACAACACAGAGGGAGCACGCUGUCAGAGCUGUAAGCCUGGAUACUAUGGCAAUGCACUGGCGCAAGACUGCAAAGCGUGUUCUUGUGACCAGAGAGGCACGGAGGUCAUAAAGUGUCCUGCUGGAAGCCCCUGUUUCUGUGACCAGGAGACUGGCCAGUGCCCAUGUCUCACAGGUGUCAACGGAGCCCUUUGUAAUGAGUGUGAGGAUGGAUACUGGAACCUGAACGGCGAGUCUGGGUGCGAGCCCUGCAAUUGUGACCCAGAGCAUGCAUUCAGCUAUAUCUGCGACAAGACCACAGGCCAGUGUUUCUGCCAGCCAGAGUAUGGAGGCAGACAGUGUGAUGAGUGUGGACCGAAUCACUUUGGAAACCCAGAUAUACAGUGCAUGUCUUGUGACUGUAACAUGGAGGGAACUAUUUAUCCAGCUUGCGACCCUUACACGGGUGAGUGCUUGUGUAGGCCAGGAGUGACUGGCCUUUUCUGUGAUGAGUGCGCUCCGAGUCACAACACCAAUUUUCCCACAUGUGAGCCCUGCCAUGCAUGCUACCAGCUCUGGGAGAAAAGCAUCUCAGAUGUCACACUAGAUGCUGAGAGGAUCAAAACUAUGAUGCCUUGCCCAAAGGACUUUCAGCCUAGAUCUGAUCUUGAAGCGUUACAGAUAUUGUUGGAAAAACUACAGAGUCUGCCUAACAUAACUAGUAAGGAUGAAAUGGAAAAAUUGGAGGAGCUCUUGGCACGCAUUAGGAACGAAACCGAGACCUUAGAUCCUAAUAUAAUAAUUAUCGAUCCUACCACACUGAUCAACACUGACAUCGACAACAUCCGCCAUGAGUUCAACAGGGUGUUAAAGAAUCUCAAAGAGAAGACAAAAGAGGUUCCAGUAACAGACAUGAAAGCUCUAAAUGACACUUUGAAUAAUAUCAAAAAGCUCUAUGGCGAGUUCACUGAGAAUGAGAAGAAAGUGGAAGCUGCUAAGAAGGUCCUAGAUGCCUCCAGGAAGACGAGAGAAAAUGUCACACUGGCGCUUGCCAAGUGUCGAAUAGGAAUGAUGGACAAGCUUGAGAAGAAAGUGAAAGCUCUGAGUGUAGCCAAACUCAACGAGGAGAUCUGUGGAACUCCUGGUGAGGUGGAAUGUGAAAAAGCAAAAUGUGGCGGAGCUUCAUGCGGAAAUUGUGGGGGGCCUGGCUGUACAGGGAGUUUACCCAUCAGCCUCAAUGCCUCCAAACUGGCAGAGAUGACCGAGAAGAACAUUACUGAUCUCCGCAGUAAACUCAGGGAAGCAGAUGCUAAGCUCGUCAACACCACGAAAAUGACUGAUAACAUCAAAGAUCAAGCAGAGGACCUGAUGAAUAAAAUUAAUCAGACUAAGAACAAAUAUGAGAAGGAGAAGAAUGACAUCAAGAACCUUAUAGAGAAGGUCAAGAACUACCUCAGAGAUGAGCUGGUGAAGCCAGAGGACAUUGAAAAACUGGCAAAUGCUGUGUUGUCCAUUCAGCUGCCCAAGUCCCCUGAUGAAAUGAGGAACAUGAUUGAGGACAUCAAGAACAUCCUGGCAAAUUUCAUGGAUGCUAAUGAGGAUCUGGAGAACUUGGAGAAACAAGCCAAAAUAGCUGAAAACAUGAAAGAGAAGGCUAAAGAAAUCUUGAACAGAACCAAGGAAAUUGAUGUGAGGGAGUUAGAGAAAGUAUUGAAUGAUACGGCAGAGCUCGAUGACAAGAUAUUCAUUGCGCUGUUCAAGGCUGCAGAAAACAAUGACUAUAUCCGUUACAACAUUAACAUGACUAAACGUGAACUAAAUAAUAUUGAGGAAAAUUUGAUGUCGACCCGUGCCAAAGAGUUACUGGAUGAAAUUACGGCACUGAAGAAUAAGACAGAAAUGAACAGAGCUCAGGGAAAGGAGGCCAAAGCUGUGGCCGAUGCAGCGCUUACCAGCGCCAAUGACACUAACAUGGAACUUGAGGAGCUCAAAGAUCAGUUUGAAAAAUUGAAAUCAGGUAACAAGAACCAGAGUGUUAAUGAUGAGGUUAAUGAACAUCUGAAGAACAUCACAAGUGAGGCAGAAAAUGUGGCUAAAGAUGUUGAAGAUAAAUUGAGACAAAUUGAAGACUUAGAAAAAAGGAUUCUGGAUGCAAUCCAAAGAAAAGAUGAGAAACUGAAAGAUUUGGAGGCACUCCAGGAGGAGGCAAAUUAUUUGAGGGACUUCAUUGUUGACAAGGUGGAUAAAUUCAGUUUGUGCUCCACUUAGGCCUGCAAAGGCUUCCCUUCCUCAAAAUCAGAGGAAGCACUCUUAAGAUUUUGCCACAGGAGAAUGCUGAAGGCAAUUCUGGACAAAACCACCUCUGACUUGGAUCAACUCAAUCCUUUACAGGUUUAUUUGCUAACUUUCUGUUUACAAUUCAGUGCUACAAACUGGAUCUCAUCAAGCACCAGAGAUACCUUGUGGUCAGAUUCUGGUUCUGUCCAGUUUUUAACAUGAAAAUAGAUAUGUUUUAUUUUUAAUAUGCAUAUAUCAUCUCACAAUAAUGGUGUAAUCUGAUGUUUUUCAUUAUUAAUUUCUUUAUAUUAUGUUUUAAGGCAGUAAUCCCAAAUUAUGCAGUAGUCCUCCAAAGAAAAUCUCACAAAGGGAAUGUAUAAUUUAGACUUUCCACAAGGGGUCUCAGGAGUACAAACUGAAAAGCGUAAUGCAUACUGUAAGCAAUGCAUCCUACUGAUUUUAAGUAAAGGAGAGGUACAUGUGGUGGAAACUAAGUGUAAUACAAACACAUACUGACAAUACUAAUAACGUUUUGGCUGUGUUUUAGAGGGUAUCUGCUCCUUGGUGGUGUAUGCAAGCAGAACAAGGGGUGUAUAGGAGAGAUGCCAUUUUUUUCUUGUUUAAAUCAAUUGUCAAUUAGAUUAUGUCUGAACAUAUUCCUAAAAUUGAUAAAUGAAAAGGUAAAGCACUUCAAACGCUUUUAAGUAUUUUGCAUGUUUUGUUUGUUAACUUUCCUGCAUCCUGGAUAAGUUAUUUAAACCUUAAUCUACUUUAGGAUUACUUUUCAGUUGUACAGCCUUACAGCUGCUCCAUGUGCAAUAAGAUAAGACAGUCAUAUCUACAUAGAACGCCUGCUGAUUUUGGAAUGUGUUCGUUUGUCUCUCGCAGGAGGUAGAAGUUCUGUCUCUUUUGUGCUGUGCUGUUAACAGCCAUUCUGUUUACUGUUGACUUGCAAAACCAACAGAUCGUUAUUUCAUUGAUCUAUCCAAGUAACACCCCCACCACACACACUUUAGUUCUUGAGACACAUUUGAUCUGAUUUCAUCUUCAUUUUAAGCCACCAAGAUGUUGGAAAUGACCUGACAUGGUAUUGUCUUUUCACUGCCUUGCAACUUGGAUCAUUACACUAAUUUAUCUCAACCAAGACAACCACAAGAUCCACGUCAGUUCCACAUGAACCUCCUGCCCCCCCCCCCACUUACCUUUAAUCAACCUAAUUACUGAGGAAUUCCUCCCAUUUCACUGAUCACAGGUCAGAUCAUUUCAGGUUAUAAUCUUUGGAAGAAUAACUGUAAACAAAAUUGUUGUUAGGGAGUGUCCGUGAGAAGUUUAACAUUUGUGAAAUGUGAUUUUUAUCUUGAAUAAAAAUG